CCACAGUUUGAAGAAAGAACACAGAGCGAACGAUUUUGGUGUCUUUAAAAAAGAACAAGGCAUUGCGUUUAUUCGAACAAAUAUGAGUUGUUUUUUAAUGAGGACAUGGAAAUUGAGAGUGAAAAUCGAAGACCUUUACGAGGUGCCUUUUCAGAUACAGAAGACUAUUUGGAUCAUGGACUUGUCUCCUCUAAAAGAUGCGCAAGUCGGACAUCAUCAAUUGGUUCUUGGUCCGAGUUCAUAAAGCCUUCCUUCACACAGAAGUUAAAGUUUCGAUCAGUUUUAGAAGGAGAGCCUGCAGUUUUUCGGUGUAAACUGGUUGCCUGUCCAUUGCCAAAAGUUUCUUGGUUUCACAACAAUAAACAUAUUGGUAGAGAUAAGCGCAGGGUAAUUAAGACUGAAAGUGAUAUGCACAUUCAUAAAUGUAGUCUGUUAAUUAAAAGUGUAGAGGAUCAAGAUUCUGGAAGUUAUCGUAUAUUUGCAGUAAACAGUGAAGGCUCAGCUGAGAGCACAGCUUCAAUGCUUGUGGCUCUGAGAGAAGAGCAGAAUCCAAAAUAUUUAGAUUUUGUCAGGUAUUCUGAGAAAACUCAUGAAAGUAUUGAUUCACUAGUUCAGAAAAAAAGAGAAAGCAAAUUAAAAGUUGAUCUGAAGUGUGUUGGGUCUCCCUUUGAUAAACGGAGGGAAACACAAAUAUUGCGAAGCCAGUACCCUAGGAAAGGGAUUGUAAAAACUAUAAGCUUUGAAAAAAUAUUUUCCGGAGACAAACGUCUUGAUACAAAAAUUUCUGAAAGCGAUAAGUUGUUAGACAAAGAAAUUCAGGCCAAGUUGCAAAAGUUGCGUGAAAUUAAAAGAGCAAGAGGAAGCAGGAGUUCCAUGUGCUCCUCUGAUGUGUGUUCUGAUAUAGACCUGGAGUCUUUUCAAAGUGACACAAGUUCUGUAAGUUUUCACAUUGAAAAAGAAAAAUACAAAUUCAGCUCAUUUUUGGAUGUACCAGAUGACACUAGCUAUGGAAGAAAAGUCGCUGACCUAAACACAUUUUAUGAAACUUUGGAGCAGUUAAAAGAACCUGAAAUUAGCAGUGUCAUGCAAGAAAUGUCUAAACCUGGCAUAGACACAUUUUGUGAAGCAAUGGAGCAAAUACAGGAACCUAAAAUAAGCAGUAUCCUGCAACAAAGGCCUGAACCUGAUCUAGACAGGGUUUCUGAAACAAUGACGCAAACACAAGAACCUAAAAUUAGUUGUGUUCUGCCACAAAUACCUAAACCUAGUUUAGACCUGUUUUCUGAAACUGUAGAGCAAAUGAAAGAACCUAAAAUUAUCAGUAUCCUGAAAAAAAUGCCUAAUCCUGGCCUAGACACAUUUUCUGACCCAAUGGAGGAAAUACAGGAACUUAAAAUUAGCAGUAUCCUGCAACAAAGGCCUGAACCUGACCUAGACAGUGUUUCUGAAACAAUGGAGCAAUUACAAGAACCUAAAAUUACCAAUGUUCUGCCACAAAUGCCUAAACCUGUCCUAGACAUGUUUUCGGUAACAAUAGAGCAAGCACAAGACACUAAAAUUAGCAGUGCCCUGCAGCAAAGGCCUAAACCUGACUUAGACAGGGUUUCUGAAACAAUCGAGCAAGCACGAGAACCUACAUUUAGCAGUGUUCUGCUACAAAUGUCUAAACCUGUCCUAGACACAUUUUCGGAAACAAUAGAACAAGUACAAGAACCUAAAAUUAGCAGUGUCCUGCAGCAAAUGCCCAAAGUUGGCUUAGAUAGAUUUCCUGAAACUGUAGAACAAAUACAAGAAUCUAAACUCAGUAGAGUCCUACAGCAAAUGCCCAAGCCUGGCUCUCUGGAUUCAUCUACACAGAGAAUAGCGCAUAAAAAAGAAACUAAAGUGGAUACCUCUGAGAGAGUUAGUGACUUCAGAAAAGGUGCCUUUCACGAAAUAUUUAUUGAGAGGAAUGAACAACAGAAGAAGGAACACGAAGAGUUAUCAAAAUUCUUACAACUGACCACAUGCUCUCCAAAAUCAUUAGUUAACAUUAACAAUGAGGCAACAGAAAAGAACAGAGAUUUAGAAUUACCAGAGUCUGUUCAAAUUAACAAACCCAUUACAUCUAAAGUACUUCAAGAUCGUUCUGAAAUAAGUUAUGUGCGUAGAACAGCCCAAAAAUUUAGCCAAAAUGAAAUUAAAUUGCGUCAUCCACAGAGAGUCAUUGAGACCUAUUUUAAUGAAAUACUUAUAAAUGAAACUGACACUGACAAUCAAAAGCUGCCUUUGGACAUACAAGAAGAAUUAAAAUUUCCAGCAAAGACACAAACUUUUUCAAAUCAGCUAUUUGCUGAAUCAGUCCAAAAAGAAGGAAAAAGGCAUACCAUAGAAUUACCAGAAGAACCAAUGAAAAUUAAUAAACCUGUGAAGUCUAGAAUACGACAAGGACCACUUGAAGCUAGUACAUUAUAUUCAAGUUAUGACAAUGUCGUGGAAGAAGAACAUAUUCUGCAAAAAUCUAAUAGAUUGACUGGAUUUGGUAAAAGCUUUUUUAGUGAGCCAUUCUCAAGUAAUGAUGGAGCCAAGGAAUGUUCUAUAGGAUGUGAUCAAACACAAUCCAGCAUUGCAGAAUAUAGUUCUGUUAAAUCAUUGUCUAAUAGUGCUGAAAAACCAAGUGAAAAAAUUCAGUUGGAAUUGCAAGAAUCAAUACAUCCCAUAACAUCGGAAAGAAUUCAAGAACAUUAUCAGCAAAAGUUUGAUACAUAUGAAACAGCACAAAAUAAGAAGCAAGAAAGGACUUUUAAUGAAGAAGUAAGGAAUAAGAAGCAGUCACUAUUAGAUGAUAUUGAAGACGAACCAAUACUUACAUCAAAAACUUUUAUAAAACCAGUAGUUAAGACUGAUAACCAAAAACAAAUUGAAAAGAGUAAAUUAGAAUCAUCAGAAUCUAUUUUAUUGAAUAAACCUGUUAAAUCUAGAUUUUUACAGGGACCUUUUGAAACUAAAUCAGUGCCUUCAACCACACAGAAAAUUAAACUAGAGUGUAUAAAAAUGGAUGAAGAAAACAGAGAAAGUUUGCCAUUGGAUAUUGAAGGGAAUGCAUUAAUUGCAGAAACGGAUGCUACACCACUAGCUAAGAGUGUUCAAAGAGAUGAGAAAGAUUUAGGUUUCAAAGAACCAGUUCAAAUCUAUGAACCAAUUACAGCUAAAAUAAUACCAGAGUCAGUUCAUAUAGACAAGGCUGUUACAUCUCAAGUGCUACAAAACCGCUCAGAAGCAAGUUUAGUGCACUUAACUGCACAUCAGCAAAAGAAAGAAGAAAAACUAGAAUCUAAUGAUGUUUUUGGAUCCCAUAGAAAAGAUGAAGACCAGAAAGAGUAUUUACCUUUGGGUUUUCCCAAGAAACAUACAUAUAAAGAAUUUAAUACAUCUACAUCAUCAAUAAGCAAAGUAGAUGGCCAAGAAAGAAAAGUUGAUGUGGAAUUAGAAUCUAUUGAGAGUGACAUAUCUUGUAGAAUAUUGCAGGAACUGCUACGAUCAGAUGUAAUUCAAUCAUGCACACGCAAAAUGGAACAGGGAGAAAAAGAUCAGCAGAAAUUUGAAGUCAAUAUAGACAAACAACCUUCUAAUGAAAUAUUUAGAGACAAAAAUGAAGAGGAAGAGGGCAAUUUUCUUUCAAACACUAAGAAGGGUUUACAACUUACAGAAGGGGACACUCCUGUUGUUAAACAGUUGAUUGAUUAUUAUGAGUCAGAAUUGCCAAAUUCUAGUAACUUGAAUCAACCAGUAACAUCGAAAAUUCGACAAAAAUCUGGUGCAUCUCCAAUUAUGCAGAACCAACAGGAAAUAAUGAAACUGAAUCCAUCCGACAAAGUCCGCAAAGAAGAAUUUAUUCCUCAGAUAUCCAAGGAGGGGGAAACUAAGAGGGAGCACUAUGUUCCUCUGGCCAGUAAUGAGAAAAUAAUAUCAGUAGCUUCAUCUGAUUUCACUGUCAAACCAUUAAUUACUGAUUCUAAUCUCUCAGCGGAAAAUGAAUAUAGUGAUUUAGAGUUCCCAGAAUCAGUUGGAAUUAUUGAUCCAAUUAUGUCUAAAAUUAAACGAGAUUCAGUAACUACUGACUUAGAAAUUUUGUCUGGCAGUAAAAAGCAAGAAGAGACAAUGACAACAGAGAAAUAUGAAAAAAACAAUGAAGUAACCGAUGAAGUCAAUACAUUUAUUAAAAUAUAUUCUGGAAUGGAAGAAGACAAGACAGAUCAUGUUACUUAUGCCCCCAUAGAAAAAGAGGAUGUGGAGUUAGAAUUGGCAGCUUUGAAAGAAACUGAGAUUACAACCCUUCAUAAAAUGGAACCUGAGAUCAGAAAGGAGAUCUAUAAUGGUUCUGAAAAGUCUGUUCCUGUGAAAUUAUUUCCAUGCCCACCUAUGUUUACUCAUGAUAUUGAGUAUCAAGAAGCCUCUGAAGGUGACUCAUGCACAUUUACAUGUCAUUUCCAUGGUUAUCCUCAGCCAACAGUUUCUUGGUACAAUAAUGACAAAUCAAUACCCCGUAAUGAAGACUUUGUCAUACUCACCACAGAAACCGAAUCUACUUUGACUUUCUCUUCUGUUCUUCCUCAACAUGAUGGUUCCAUAACAUGUGUAAUAUUUAACCAGUAUGGAACUGACACAACACUUGGAAAACUUAAGAUUAAAAGCAGAGAAGAUGAAGAUAAGGAUAAAGCUAAAAUGACAAUAAAAUGUGAGGUGCUCAUUUCAAAACAUUUUACUGAAGGUGAAGAUGAGGAGCUAGUGUCACUUUUUGCUGAUGCGGAGGAUAAACAUGUUCUAGAUAGUAUUGAUAGAUUCAGCCUUCAGCCUCCACUGUUUACCCAUGAUAUACCUUGCAAAUCAGAUGCAUCCUUAUCACUGCCUGUGGAAAUUAAAGUUACUGCUCCUACUCCUGUUCCUGAGAUUGACAAUGAAUUACAAGAAUAUUUCCAGACAGUUGAAAUUCAACAGGAAACACAAUCUACUAAUAAUGGUCAAAAAAUUAAGCACAAGUUUACAUUUGGCUUUGAUGUCUCUAGAAAGGCACAUGAAACAGUGCAAGAAAAUGAAAAAGAAGUAGAUGACAAAGAGGAGGUCUGUCCAGUUUUGGAAUGUUUAAUAUCAGGGGAAUCUGAGCCACAGGUUACGUGGUAUGGUAGCAGCAAGGAAAAAGAAAAAAUCAUGGAUCAAAAGGCAGAUGACAAAGGUGUGUCAUAUAUUAAUCAUGAUGUCUCAGACAGCAGGACACAUGAUUUUGUUUACAAAGGUAACACUGAAACAGAUGAAAGUAUAUCACAGUUAAUAGAAUGUGAUACACCUGAGAGAAAUAAGCUUGCAGAGCAGGAAAUUACUGCCAAUGAAAACACUAACCAGCAAAGUAUAGAAUAUAAAAGAAAAGAAAAGGAUAAACUUCACGCUCAGCAGGAAUUUUCUACCUAUGACAGUGCAGAUAUUGCAAAUGUUGAUGACAGUUGUGUAAUUGCUAAUAUUGAUGACCAUGCAGAGAAGGACGAGGACAUAAAUAGUUGUAUCCAAGAUAUUAUGAAAAAAGAGCUUAAAGAAGACACAACUGUACUAUCAAAUAAGGCAAUACACUCAAACAUGUCAGUUUUUGUGGAAAAUGCCAAUGAAAAACUGGGUCAGGAACCAGUAAGUGAAGUUUUACAGAUUAAAGGCAAUGAUGCAGUUGAAAUUAGGCUUGAUGCUGUAAAAGAGAACAUCAUAGAACAAUGCCUCAGUUUCAUAACUAAAGAUAGUGACAUUGCUGGAACGAAAAGAGAAUUGCCAGCAGUACCAAAAAGAAGACAUUCUUUGGUUAGACGUAAAUCUUCUAUUAGUUCUGAGAACAAUCUAAUGGAAAGUAAAACUGUUGAGCAGAGCAGUAAUUCAUCCAUAGAGAGUGGAGAAAAGAAAGAUACGAAGAAAGCCUUGCCAGUUGUCCCAAAGAGAAGGCACUCUUUUGUAAAGCACAAACCAGUAACAGACGCUGACAGUAAAACAACGACACAAGCGAAUACUUCCAUUGAAACCACCACCAGUGACCAGGCAGUAAAUGUUGCUGUAAAGAAUGAUUUACCUAUAGCCCCACAAAGACGACGCUCUGUGGUUAAAACUCCAGUUGCUGCAGAUACAGGACCACAGUCAUUACCGGUAAAAGUCGUUGAUCCAAUGAAGGCGAAUUAUGAGAUAAAGAAAGAGAAUUGUGAAGUGUUUGAUAAUGUAAAAACACAACCUACAGAAGAAAACAGUUUCAGAUUAAAUUUGGAUGAACUAGUUAAAAAAGACGAAAUUCAAAAUCUGAAUGAAAUUGACGAUAUUUCCUAUCUCGGCAUUUUUGAAGGUGAAGAUUUGUUAGCUAAUGAUUAUCUCAUGUCAGUUAGCAAUGACGACUCUGAUUUGGAAUCACAUGGGCAAGAAAAUAAAUUAGAAGCUGCUGAAGAAAACUGGUUCCAAAAGGAAAAUGUUAGUAUUUCUGGUAAUGGCCAUUUAGAGCACCCUAGUGAUACAAAGCUAUCAGAUAGAAAAUGUGUUUUGCCACAAUCCCCUAUUCGUGCAGAACAUGAAUCUCUACAACCAGAGGAAGCAAAUAGCAGGAAAGAUAUUUGGGAGGAACAUGUAACAUCACUGGAAGUUGAGGAUGUAACCUUUGAUACGGUUUAUGAAUUUUAUAAGAAUCAGUCUGCUCGCCCCUUUUCUCCAGAAUCUGAGAUGUCAAUUGAAGCUGGUAGUGUCUUUAGUGAUGAAGCGGUAGAAAUUGAUCAAUUUUUCACUCCACCGUCUUCCACUGAACCAUUUCAUUCUCCAUUAAGUGAAUCAUUUCUUACUCCAGCAACUUCUCCAGACCACUACUUUACACCAGUUCAACAAAUAGUGAACCCUGUUGGAACAGAAAGUCAGAUACCUUUGGAUUCUGCAGCUCCUGUACAUGAACACACUGCUGUUCCAAAAGUUAAAAAUGGGCUACAGGAUUCAGAAAAAUGUGAAGGAGACCAAACCGAAGAUGUUGAAAUGCCUCCUGCAUUCAUUAAAGCACUUCUUAAAAAACGUGUUUUUGAAAAUAGUACAUUAAGCUUUACUGUGGAAGUUGUGGGUAUUCCCAUCCCAGUAGUGAAGUGGUAUAGAAAUUCAUUACUACUUGAAAAAGAACAGAGAGUUAAAAUAGAAGAAGAAGGUAAUGUGCAUACACUGGAAAUUGUUAAUAUUCAAAUAAGCGAGAGUGGGAACUAUAGUUGUAUUGCUGUGAAUGCCUUGGGGGAAGCUAAAAUUUUUGCCCAGGUGGAUGUUUUACCUCAUGAUGGUGAGUCUUUUGCUUUACCACCCCCUGUAACCCAUCAGCAUGUUAUGGAGUUUGAUAUGGAGCAAUAUACAACAUCAAGGUCACCUUCUCCUCAAGAAAUACUAUUGGAAGUUGAACUGGAUGAAAGUGAAGUUAGAGACUUUGAGAAGCAAGUCAAAAUACUUACUAUUCCAGAAUUUUGCCCAGAUAGUAAAAGCAUGGUCAUUUCCCUUGAUGUUCUUCCACUAGCUUAUGAUGGCCAGAAUGUAGCCAGUGACACAAGAGAGAGUGACAAUGUAAGGAUAAACUUUGAAGUAACUGAAAAACCACCACGUUUUAUUCAGACGGUCUCAGACCUAAAUUUAGAAGAAGGAUCAGAUGCAGAAUUUAAGUGUUCAGUUAUUGGCAAUCCAACACCAAUUGUAAAAUGGUUCAAAGAAAAUGAGUGUAUUGUGCCAGAUGACACGAGAUAUGUUAUAAGGGUGGAAGGAGAAAAACAAAGUCUUUUGGUAAAUGGAGUCAAAACGUCUGAUGCAAGGACUUACAUGUGCAAAGCAGAGAAUAGUUUUGGUGAGGUGUCAUGCAAGGCUAUGUUAGGCGUGAUUGGGGCAGAUGUGGACUUUUUAAAAGAAGAAUUGAAGGGCUCAGAUAUAAUUCCCCUUGAAGGUGAAGAUGGCAUGGCUCAGAAAUUUGACCUGGUUAUGGAUCAGAAAGUUUCAAGUGAAAAUCAAGAAGAAAUACAAGUUGAAUUUGAAUUUGAAGGGGAUCCUAAUGAUGUGAAUAAAGCCCUUGAGUUGGUAGCUGUUGCUGGAGGUGAAUGUGAAGAAGGUGGUGAAAAAUGCUUAAAUAUACAUUUUGAUGUUUUUGAUAAUCCUUCUCUAGAGAAAGACAUACAAUUUAAAGGCCAGGACUCCGAGAGUUGCUGUUUUGAGUUUCAAGUCACUGCAUCACCACCCAAAUUCCUACAACCAAUUUUGGAUUCAACAGCUCCAAUUGGAACAAACACAUGUUUCCAAUGCAUAGUGCUUGGUUCACCCCAGCCAGAUGUGUCUUGGUAUAAGGAUGAUAAAUUGGUUCAGGGUGAGAGGUAUUUACUUGAAGAAGAACAAAAUGGUAAUCAUAAGCUAAUAGUAGAAAAUGUUGUUUCAGAGGAUGAAGGCCAAUAUAAAUGUGUAGCUACAAAUAAGGAAGGAUCUGCAGAAACAGUUGCUUCGCUUGUAAUAACAUAAGAAAUAAUAUCUAUAUAAAAAUGACUGCUACUUUGAAAGCUAAUAAUUUUGCACUCUAUAAAACUUGAUGACACACAGUGUCGACAAAGCAAUCACUGCCAUUUUCUGCCACAUCUCUUUACUGUUUGUUUCCAAUAAAUAAAAAGAGCAAGAUUCAAUGAUGAAA
Pseudophryne corroboree (corroboree frog) is the source of this 8677-nucleotide messenger RNA. Its product is annotated as muscle M-line assembly protein unc-89-like. NCBI's taxonomy places the organism in Eukaryota, Metazoa, Chordata, Amphibia, Anura, Myobatrachidae. Gene Ontology annotation, cellular component: plasma membrane. The record is from RefSeq and is a predicted model, not a curated record. Gene Ontology annotation, biological process: homophilic cell-cell adhesion. The transcript is spliced from 2 exons. The coding region runs from base 106 to 8511 and encodes 2801 amino acids.